ACCAUCACCAUGUAUUUCCAGCAGUCCUGGAGAGACAAGCGCCUCUCCUACACAGGCAUUCCGCUCAACCUCACCUUGGACAACCGGGUGGCAGACCAGCUGUGGGUCCCUGACACCUACUUCAUUAAUGACAAGAAGUCUUUUGUCCAUGGGGUGACAGUAAAGAACCGGAUGAUCAGACUGCACCCUGAUGGAACAGUACUCUAUGGGCUUAGGAUCACCACUACAGCUGCCUGCAUGAUGGACCUACGCAGAUACCCACUGGAUGAACAGAACUGCACCUUGGAAAUUGAGAGCUAUGGAUACACCACUGAUGACAUUGAGUUCUACUGGCAGGGAGGGAGCAACGGAGGCUCAGUCACUGGGGUGGAGAACAUUGAACUGCCCCAAUUCUCCAUCAUAGACUACCAAACUCUCUCCAAGAAAGCUGUUUUUGCCACAGGCUCUUAUCCACGUCUCUCCCUGAGCUUCAAGCUGAAGAGGAACAUUGGUUAUUUCAUCCUGCAAACCUAUAUGCCUUCCACCCUGAUCACCAUCCUUUCCUGGGUCUCCUUCUGGAUAAACUAUGAUGCCUCGGCUGCCAGAGUGGCCUUAGGUAUAACUACCGUGCUGACCAUGACCACCAUCAAUACUCACCUUAGAGAGACACUACCCAAGAUCCCGUAUGUCAAGGCCAUUGACAUUUACCUCAUGGGUUGCUUUGUCUUUGUCUUUCUGGCCUUGCUGGAGUAUGCCUUUGUCAACUACAUCUUUUUUGGUCGUGGUCCUCACCUGCAGAAGAAGGUGGCAGAAAAGGCUGCCAAGUCCAACAAUGAAAAGGGCAGACUGGAGAGCAACAAAGUACAGGUUGAUGCUCAUGGCAACAUCCUUCUGACCAACCUAACCAGUGAGAUGGCUGGAGCAGAUAUGAUGGGCACUCUCAAUGACCCUCGGGCUACAAUGUUCUCUUAUGACAGCGCCAGCAUACAGUACCGCAAGCCCAUGACGAGCCGAGACCUGUAUGGACGACCAGCAAUUGACCGGCCAAUGGGUCAUAAAAAAGGUCGCUUGAGGAGGAGGGCCUCACAGCUCAAAGUCAAGAUCCCUGACCUCACAGAUGUCAAUGCCAUAGACAAGUGGUCCCGCGUUGUCUUUCCAAUUACAUUCACUUUCUUUAACUUGGUCUAUUGGCUUUACUAUGUCCACUAA
This is a messenger RNA of Stegastes partitus (bicolor damselfish), 1188 nucleotides long. It is a transcript of the gene gabrb1, whose product is annotated as gamma-aminobutyric acid type A receptor subunit beta1. The record is from RefSeq and is a predicted model, not a curated record. Gene Ontology annotation, cellular component: membrane. Gene Ontology annotation, molecular function: extracellular ligand-gated monoatomic ion channel activity; GABA-A receptor activity. Gene Ontology annotation, biological process: monoatomic ion transmembrane transport. The coding region runs from base 10 to 1188 and encodes 392 amino acids. The transcript has 6 exons. Lineage: Eukaryota; Metazoa; Chordata; Actinopteri; Pomacentridae.